AUGGCUGAUUAUCACAAGCCCGACCAGCAGACUCAGCAGGCCCUGAGAGACACAGCCAACAGGCUGAGGAUCCUGUCCAUCCAGGCCACUACAGCAGCUGGAUCUGGACAUCCAACAUCAUGUUGCAGCGCAGCCGAAAUUAUGUCCGUGCUGUUCUUCCAUACCAUGAAGUAUAAGCCUCAGGACCCCAAGAAUCCCAACAAUGAUCGCUUCGUAAUGUCUAAGGGUCAUGCAGCUCCCAUUCUCUAUGCAGCCUGGGCAGAGGCCGGAUUUGUGCCUGAAUCAGAACUGUUCAACCUCAGAAAGCUGGAUUCCAUCCUGGAGGGACAUCCAGUACCGAGGCAAGAAUUUACAGAUGUAGCCACAGGAUCACUGGGACAGGGGCUGGGGGCUGCUGCCGGCAUGGCUUACACCGGAAAAUACUUUGAUAAAGCAAGCUACCGAGUGUACUGUUUGCUUGGAGAUGGAGAGACUUCAGAAGGUUCUGUCUGGGAAGCCAUGAACUUUGCUGGUUUGUACAAGCUGGAUAACCUUACAGCCAUCAUCGAUGUUAACCGCCUUGGACAAAGUGAUCCUGCCCCUCUACAGCACAAAGUAGAGACCUACCAGAAACGCUGUGAGGCCUUUGGGUGGCAUAGUGUUGUUGUGGAUGGGCACAGCGUGGAAGAGCUGUGUAAAGCACUCACUGGUGUGAAGAACCAGCCAACUGCAAUCAUUGCCAAAACCUUCAAGGGCAAAGGAAUCUCAGGUGUGGAAGAUAAGGAAAGCUGGCAUGGAAAGCCACUUCCAAAAGACUUGGCAGAGAGCAAACCAUCAAGGAGAUUGAAAGCAAAAUCCAAAGCAAAAAGAAGUUAACACCUGCACUCCCUGUGGAGGAUGCACCAUCUGUCUCCAUUAAGAAUAUCAAGAUGCCUUCUGCACCUAAUUUCAAGAUGGGUGACAAGAUUGCUACUCGCAAGGCUUAUGGUCUUGCCCUUGCUAAGGUGGGACAAUGCUGUGACAGAGUUAUCGCUCUGGAUGGUGAUACCAAGAACUCAACAUUCUCUGAGCUGUUUAAAAAAGAGCACCCAGACCGUUUCAUCGAGUGUUACAUAGCUGAACAGAACAUGGUGAGCAUAGCUGUUGGCUGCACCACUCGGGAUCGUACUGUUGCCUUUGCCAGUGCAUUUGCCACAUUCUUCACAAGAGCCUUUGAUCACAUCAGAAUGGCAGCCAUCUCUGAGAGCAACAUUAACCUUUGUGGGUCUCACUGUGGAGUUUCUAUUGGUGAAGAUGGUGCAUCUCAAAUGGGCCUGGAAGAUCUAACCAUGUUCAGAGUUGUCCCCAAUGCAACUGUCUUUUACCCAAGUGAUGCAGUGUCUACAGAGAAAGCAGUGGAGCUUGCUGCAAACACAAAGGGAAUUUGCUUCAUUAGAACAAGUCGCCCAGAGAACGCUGUUAUCUACAACAAUAAUGAGGAAUUCAAGAUUGGUCAUGCCAAGGUGGUGCACCAGAGCAAAGACGAUCAGGUGACAGUCAUUGGUGCUGGGGUCACUUUGCAUGAAGCCCUUGCUGCAGCAGAUCAGCUGAAGAAAGAAAAGAUAAAUAUCCGUAUUAUCGAUCUAUUCACCAUCAAACCUCUGGAUAAACAAACCAUCCUUGAAAGUGCCAAAGCCACCAAAGGCCGAAUUAUAACUGUGGAGGACCAUUACUAUGAAGGUGGUUUUGGAGAGGCAGUGGCAGCUGCUAUGGUUGGAGAGCCUGGAAUUACAGUGAAGUCAUUGGCAGUAUCCGGAGUUCCUCGCAGUGGCAAACCAGCAGAGCUUCUCAAGAUGUUUUGUAUCGAUAAAGAUGCUAUUGUGAAAGCCGUUAAAAACAUAGUCUAA
Molecule: messenger RNA, 1865 nt
Organism: Staurois parvus
Lineage: Eukaryota; Metazoa; Chordata; Amphibia; Anura; Ranidae
Source: the annotation of a GenBank genome assembly